Messenger RNA from Paramecium octaurelia, 620 nucleotides. The record is from the annotation of a GenBank genome assembly. NCBI's taxonomy places the organism in Eukaryota, Ciliophora, Oligohymenophorea, Peniculida, Parameciidae.
AUGAUUAAGAGCUAAUCAAUGAUGAUCAGUAUUUGUACAAUCUUUCACUAUUUAAAACAGGAAUUUGAUAAACAUAAGAAACAUUAACAAAUUAAUAGAAAAAAGCUUUGUGAAAUACCCUAUGUUUCUAAAAUGGAAUAUUUAUGUUAUGUUGUCAAAGUAAUUGAAAUCUUCAAAGAAUUGAAAUUUCAUUUAAUAUAGUCAAACAGUAAUAUUAUUUACUAAUAGUUUAUUUAGCAAAUUCAACCUGUGAUUAUGAUAUUCCUAUGCAAAUCGUGGUCUAGCAUAAGAUCUAAACUUAAAAUAAUUUAGAAUUAGAGUUAAUGCCAGUUCCAAGAUUGUAGGGUUCAUCCAAGAGAUCUUUAGGAAGGAGACAGUAGUCUCUCUUAAUUUUGAAACUGAUAAUGAGAUUCUCUAUAAGAAACAAUAGGAGUUUUUGAAAAAAUACAAUUUAGAAAAUGUAUUACUUUUUGUUAAUUUAUUAGUGUGCAGGGAAUUUAUUGCAAAAUAGAAGGGAUCAUAUAGUUAAAUAUAAUAAGGGGGGAUUCACCGAAUUGCAUAGAAAUCAGGAUGAAAUAGUGGAGUCAAUUAUUGAAUAUUUAUAAUAAAACAUCAAAUGA